UAUAUAAAAUAAACAAACUUCUUUCUAUCAUAACUAACAUAACCUCUUGCUUACAACUCUUUUUGAACGUCUAAUCGAUUAUAAAAUAUUCUUAGCUUACAGUAAGUUGAACUAGAAGUGUAAACUUAAGUAUUUGAUUUGUACAGAUUCAGAAUCCCAUAAUGCUUCAACGAUUGCGAUCCUUAACUCCUGUGAUAAAGCAAUGCAGUCAAGGAAGUCUACACACAUCGGUUAUGAGCAGUUACGGACUGGUCCCGAUUGUAGUGGAGCAAACAGGUAGAGGUGAACGAGCCUAUGACAUCUUCUCAAGAUUGUUGAAGGACAGAAUAAUAUGUGUAAUGGGACCAAUUGACGACUCCUUAUCUUCUUUGGUGGUUGCUCAACUGUUAUUCCUACAGUCUGAAAGCAGCAAAAAACCAGUCCACAUGUAUAUUAAUAGCCCGGGUGGCAGCGUGACGGCAGGGCUCGGUAUAUACGACACAAUGCAGUACAUCCUACCACCCAUAGCCACCUGGUGUGUCGGACAGGCGUGCAGUAUGGCGAGUCUCCUGCUGGCAGCUGGCGCGCCUGGUAUGCGCCACUCACUGCCCAACGCCAGAAUCAUGAUACACCAGCCUUCAGGCGGCGCUCGGGGUCAAGCAACAGACAUAGCUAUUCAGGCUGAAGAAAUAAUAAAUCUGAAGAAGCAAAUAAACAACCUGUAUGUAAAACACACGGGACUAGCUCUUGAAAAAAUUGAGGCAAACAUGGAAAGAGACAAAUUCAUGUCUCCAAGUGUUGCUAAGGAGUUUGGUCUGAUCGAUGAAAUUCUUGAUCAUCCGCCCAAGUAUGGAAAUCAAGAGAAUCAAGUGGGACAAGCUAGUUUGUCCAAAAGUUAAGAAUAUUUUAUUACAAUAAAUGUUUGUUUUCAUAAA
This is a messenger RNA of Macrosteles quadrilineatus (aster leafhopper), 914 nucleotides long. It is a transcript of the gene ClpP, whose product is annotated as ATP-dependent Clp protease proteolytic subunit, mitochondrial. Gene Ontology annotation, cellular component: endopeptidase Clp complex. Lineage: Eukaryota; Metazoa; Arthropoda; Insecta; Hemiptera; Cicadellidae. Bases 162 to 878 code for a protein of 238 amino acids. Gene Ontology annotation, molecular function: ATP-dependent peptidase activity; serine-type endopeptidase activity; ATPase binding. The transcript is spliced from 6 exons. The record is from RefSeq and is a predicted model, not a curated record. Gene Ontology annotation, biological process: protein quality control for misfolded or incompletely synthesized proteins.